Messenger RNA from Saprolegnia diclina VS20, 394 nucleotides. RefSeq lists its product as hypothetical. Lineage: Eukaryota; Oomycota; Saprolegniomycetes; Saprolegniales; Saprolegniaceae. The annotation marks the transcript as partial. The transcript has a single exon. The record is from RefSeq and is a predicted model, not a curated record.
CCGGACCCAUCACCGAAGCCGACGCCGACGUCAGCUCCGACACCCGAUCCAACACCGGGACCGACACCAACGCCAGCUCCCACGCCGGACCCGUCACCAAAGCCGACGCCGACACCAGGGCCUACGCCGGCACCAACAUCUGUCCCAACAGGCAGCCCUGACAAGACGACACCAACGCCAACGAUGAUUCCCAUCGACGUUACAACGCAACCACCUGCAACAGUCGAUCAAAGCCUCCAGAACCUCCUCAAGAACCCCGAGACGCAGACGCCGGCGCCUACGAACCUCGACAACCAGUUCUUUGGCCGAACGACAGCGCCGCCGAGCAACGCGACGACGGCACCGGUACUCGACGACCAACAAACCGUGCCGCCCAACGACCACAGCAACAUCA